AUGAGAUUCUUAGCAAAACUAGAAGCAAGAAUAGCAAAACGCAGAUUGGACCAGGUUCAGGCAGAUCUGGAUAAGGCCCUUCAGGAUGAACUCAACCGUGUUUUGGAACAAGAAGAAGCUCUUUGGUUCCAAAAAGCAAGAUGUAAGUGGAUAACAGAUGGUGAUCGUAAUAUUAUAUUUUAUCAUACCACCACCAUUAUCAGGAGAGCUAGAAAUAAAAUUCUAGAAUUGGAAAAUGAUGAAGGACACCUUGUGAGAGAAGAAGAUAAUUUGAUUAAGCUUAUCCACUCUUUUUUCACCAAGUUAUUUUCUGAGGAGAAUCACAACAGACCAUGGACUGUUACCAAAUCCAACUGGCCUGCCUUUGAGGAAGCUGAGUUGAAGGUGCUAAAGGAUCCUAUUUCUGAUCUAAUGAUAAAGGAGGCCUUCUUCUCAAUGAAUGGUCUUAAAGCUCCUGGUCCAGAUGGGUUCCCUGCUAUUUUCUUCCAAAAAAACUGGGAGUUAAUGAAGAAUCAAGCUGUUGAGUGUGUGAACCAGAUCUGGAAAAAUCCAGCUAAAGUGAGGGAUCUUAAUAAAACUUACCUGGUUCUAAUUCCUAAGCUGACUAAGCCUGACAAGAUUUCUCAAUUUUGGCAUAUUGCUCUCUGUUCAGUGCUUUAUAAAGGUUUUAGUAAAAUCAUAGUGGGGAAGCUUAAACCUAUCCUAAAUAAGCUCAUCUCCCCUCAACAGGUCAGCUUUGUCCCCAAUAGACAAAUCCAGGACAAUAUUGUUAUUGCUCAGGAGAUGGUCCACUCUAUGAAUAGGAUAAAAGGAAAGAAGGGUUUUCUUACAAUCAAGAUUGAUCUUGAAAAAGCUUAUGAUCGGAUGUCCUGGAGCUUCAUUCAGAAAGUUCUUACCGAGAUUAAUAUCCCAGAUUCUCUGGUGAAUCUCAUCAUGCAUUGUAUCUCAUCUUCUGAUCUAGAAAUCAUUUGGAAUGGUGCUAAAUCGGGCAGAGUCUCCCCCAGCAGAGGCUUGAGACAAGGGGAUCUCAUAUCUCCCUAUAUUUUUGUUCUCUGCAUGGAAAAGUUGUCCCACUUAAUUGCUAAUUCCAUUGAGAGAAAAGAUUGGAAGCCAAUGACAGUUGGCAAAGGUGGCCCCUCAAUCUCUCACCUUCUUUUUGCGGAUGAUUUACUUCUCUUUGGUGAAGCUAAUAUUGACCAGAUUAAGACCAUAAUGAACUGCCUUGCCACUUUUGGAAAUAUGUCAGGGCAAAAGCAUUAUGGAGAAAUUAUGGACAGGGUUAAUGGUAGGUUACAAGGCUGGAAGAAAAAUUGCUUGUCUAUGGCAGGAAGUACUCUGGCUAAAUCAGUCAUAUCAGCCAUCCCUAUGAUAGGAAAUGGGAAGAAAAUAGUUUUCUGGAAGGAUAACUGGACUGGCCUAAACUCUAACCUCAUAUCCUUUACAAAUGUUUCCCCUACAACUGAGGCUUCGGAUCUGAAGAUUAAUAAUAGCAGUUUCAUAUCUGAAGAGGGUUGGAAUAUUCAGUUCCUCCUUAAUCAUUUUGAUUUGAGUGUGGUGAAUCAAAUUAUAGUUAUCCUGCAUCCAGAAGAGGAAGCAGGGGAGGAUUUUGUUAGCUGGAAAAAUAGGAAACCGGGACAGUCUAUAGUCAAAUCCGCUUACAUCAACUUGAGCACUUCAAAUUCUCAUCUUAUUAAUAGCAGUUGGGACCGCAUCUGGAACUGGAAAGGAAAAGAAAGGGUCAAAUUUCUUAUAUGGAAUAUGUACCAUGGAAGAAUGUUAACCAAAGAAAAUAUAGCCAAAUGGAGUGACUCAUCUGAUAGCUGCCCUUCGUGUCCUGAGAAAUCGGAGACCAGCUUACAUGCUUUCAGAGACUGUCACAAAGCUAGUAAGGUUUGGCUUAUCCCAAUGCUCCACCCUCUUCCUCACGGUUUCUUUAGCUCCACCUCAUUUAAGGAGUGGAUUUCUCUUAAUUUGAACCAGAGGAAUAUUCAUGGUAAAGACUGGAGGGACCUGUUCUUUACUGUCUGCAACUACCUGUGGUCUUGGAGGAAUAAAGAACUUCAUGAAGUGAAUAUGAAGAGACCAGACGAUCCUUCUUCUGUUCUUACUGAAUCAAUAGAGGAAAUAAGGUACUGCAGUAUAAAAAGUAAACACCAGGAGCUUCUAAUAGCACCUCCCCUUCUCUCCUUCCCUUCUUGGACUGCUCCAUCUCAAGGGUUUUUAAAAUUAAAUGUUGAUGGUGCGGCUUCGGAUAAUAAAGUUACUUGUGGUGGCCUCUUGAGAGAUUGGAAUGGAUCUUGGUUAUGCGGUUUUUCUGCUUUCAUUGGCUCCUGUUCCCCUUUGCAAGCUGAACUCUGGGCCAUUCUACGUGGUUUAGAUCUUGCUUGGAAGUAUGGUUGGAAGAAUAUUAUUUUGGAGUCUGAUUCUGUUCAAGCUAUUAGCCUUCUUACCAUUGAUGGUAAUGAAACUUGA
Molecule: messenger RNA, 2472 nt
Organism: Gastrolobium bilobum
Lineage: Eukaryota; Viridiplantae; Streptophyta; Magnoliopsida; Fabales; Fabaceae
Exons: 4
Coding region: 1-2472 (823 amino acids)
Molecular function (GO): RNA-DNA hybrid ribonuclease activity; nucleic acid binding
Source: RefSeq, a predicted model, not a curated record